Molecule: messenger RNA, 490 nt
Organism: Strongylus vulgaris
Lineage: Eukaryota; Metazoa; Nematoda; Chromadorea; Rhabditida; Strongylidae
Source: the annotation of a GenBank genome assembly
GUAGAUAAAGAAAUAGACAGAUAAAAUAAAGUUUACUUGGAUACUUCGAACAAAUAAUCAAUAAGUAAAAAGCAUUAUUGAUUUCAGGUGUCUUACGCGACUGGGUGAAACGCAGAACAAGAAAGGACGAUGGGUGGAUGUAGAUGAAGCCGAUUUUCGGUGCGAUAUUGUUGAGACGACUUGCGUUAAAGAGAAUAACAGUACUCCAUAUCAAAUGGUUCAUGCACAGAUUAUUGAAGUAAAUUUGCCACAAACAAUGCAUUUCUUUGAGAAAUCUAUGCAAGCAGUAACCUUCCCAUAUAUCAAUAAAGUUGGACUAAACAGUCGCCCCAAUGGAGUGGCUCUAUGGUUUGGGAAGCGAAUUGAAACCGUGGAUCGGGGACUUUUUGGUUUGCCCAACAUCCCACCCGAUUGGACACGCGAUCACUUCUGUUACACUUAUCUCGAUAAUGAAACCUCUAUAUUCAAAGAAUUUAGAGAACGAGGAUAU